CGGCGGGGCGCGCGCCGCGCUGUCCGCCUGCAGGGUCCUGCUGCUGCCCGCUUACCAGCUAUGAAGGUCGCCGCCGCCUCCGCGCCCCCGUCGCCGCUGCCCGCCGGUGCUGGCGGGGCGCUGAAAGCCGUGCGGCCCGGGGAGGCCGCCCGCUGUGGGCCGGGCCCGGGAACGGCGGAGCAGGCGGCGGCCGCGCUGUUGUACGACAUGAAGGGCUGCUAUUCGCGGCUGCGGGCGCUGGUGCCCACGCUGCCACGGCACCGACGGGUCUCCAAGGUGGAGCUGCUGCAGCACGUUAUCGACUACAUCUGGGACCUGCAGCUGGCGCUGCAGCGCGGGCCGCCCCGCCCCGCCACCGAGACCCCCGAGGCUCCGUGCCUGCCCGCUGCCGAUCGCAUCCUGUGCCGCUGAGACCGCCCCGGAGCUGCCACCGACCCCCGGGACCGUUGCUGGACUGCCCGAGGUCCCCCCGCUGCCGCCCGGUGCCUGCGGGACGUAUCCUUCUCAGAUUGCUGAGAGCAUUCCCCGUAUUGUAUAUUACAAUGAUUCUGGAGAAUAUUGUUCUACAAUAGCUGGAGUUUUGUUAUUAAACAAGCCCUGAUGACCAAGCUCGGCUCUGCUUUCUGCCCUCCCC
Molecule: messenger RNA, 634 nt
Organism: Cuculus canorus (common cuckoo)
Lineage: Eukaryota; Metazoa; Chordata; Aves; Cuculiformes; Cuculidae
Gene: ID1
Product: inhibitor of DNA binding 1
Exons: 2
Coding region: 61-411 (116 amino acids)
Biological process (GO): circadian regulation of gene expression; cell differentiation; negative regulation of transcription by RNA polymerase II
Cellular component (GO): cytoplasm; nucleus
Molecular function (GO): transcription regulator activity; protein dimerization activity
Source: RefSeq, a predicted model, not a curated record